AAAGAGGUCAUUGCACAAGAAAGAGGCUAUAAAAAGGAGGCAAAUUGGCAACAAAUUGAAGUACCAACUCUCAAAUAUUUCCCUUCCCUACAAAAACAAUAUUAUUGCCAAUGUUCCCACUGCUCUUAUUAUUCCUAGCUACACUUGUAGCAACAUCCCAGGCCCAGGGUGAUCAUAUCGCUCAUCAGAUUCACCUUCUCCGGCCGCAAUCCGGCGCCAGAAAAGACGAUGUGCCGAGCUUGUCAUGCGUGAGCUGGCGCCUUGCCGUGGAAACUAACAACAUGGUCGGAUGGAAAACAGUUCCAAAAGAGUGUGAAAACUACGUGGGGCAUUACAUGUUAGGUGACCAAUACAGGAAAGAUUCGGCCGUCGUUACUAAUGAAGCUUACCUCUACGCUAAAAGCCUGAAACUCGGCGGCAAGGGCAAGGACGUUUGGAUCUUUGACAUAGAUGAAACAUCACUCUCUAAUUUGCCUUAUUAUGCUAAGCAUGGAUUCGGGGUGGAGCAAUUUAACCAUACAUCGUCGAAUGAAUGGGUGAACACAGUGAAAGCACCAGCACUACCAGAGAGUUUGAAGCUGUACAAAAAGCUUUUAUCACUUGGGAUUAAGGUUGUCUUUCUCACUGGAAGACCAAAUGACCAAAGAACAGUCACAACAACAAAUUUAAAGAAUGCUGGAUACCACUCUUGGGAGAAACUCAUCCUCAAGGGAUCAUCUUAUUCAGGAAAAACAGCAGUUGUGUACAAAUCGACUGAAAGAAGAAAGCUUGAGAGGAAUGGAUAUAGGGUGGUCGGAAACAUUGGAGAUCAAUGGAGCGAUCUCCUCGGCGGCCACUCUGGCAACCGGAUGUUCAAGCUGCCUGAUCCACUGUACUACAUCAGCUAAUUAAAAUGCAGUUAUAUGCAAGAGCAAUUUGUGGUUCCAAAUUUGACUCUGCCAUCAAUCAAAUAAAUUUAUUCAGGCACAAUCAGUGGACAAGAAGAAAGAUUGAGAUUUCAGAGUUCAUUAAUUUGAAUGUUUCAAUAAUAUCGGAAGUACUUUUAUUCCAUUCAUUUCUUAUAACACAAAUUCUCUUGCUGUUAGUCUUCAGUUCACCGUUAAAAAUUUAU
This is a messenger RNA of Pistacia vera, 1111 nucleotides long. RefSeq names its product stem 28 kDa glycoprotein-like. The transcript is spliced from 3 exons. The record is from RefSeq and is a predicted model, not a curated record. Gene Ontology annotation, molecular function: acid phosphatase activity. Bases 111 to 887 code for a protein of 258 amino acids. Lineage: Eukaryota; Viridiplantae; Streptophyta; Magnoliopsida; Sapindales; Anacardiaceae.